AUGUUCUGGUUCUCAAAGACUGGGAUCAGCUCGAAGUAUACCUUCUCUGCAUCACCGACUUUUAUUACAGAACCAUGGAGCGUUUAUACAGGUAGACCAAAGGAUACUUCCACAAGCUCAUCAGGACCAUCAAAAGUAUCCAUUUUCAUAUUUGAUAAGAAAAGAUUUGAAACACAUCUCUUAACAUACGGAAUCAUUAAAUCAAAAAACUCCUCACACGAUAAAGCACUAAUAGCAGAAGCUUAUGAAGUUUUAAGGAAUCAAGUUGGCAAUUUGGCCAAGUUGAAGCAUCCUAAUAUUUUACAUGUGGUGGAACCUUUAGAGGAACACUCUAAGAAUUUUAUGUUUGUCACUGAGUAUGUGACAGGAUCGCUGGAAUCAGUUUUCACCAAUGUUGAUGAAGAGUUAAAUUUCUUUAAGGGACACGUUAGAGAAGACAUUGUCAUACAGAGAGGAAUAUUAGAGAUUACGCAAGCAUUGGAAUUUAUUCAUAAUAGAGCUAGCUGUGUUCAUCUGGAUAUUCAGCCCAGAUCUGUUUUCAUCAACGAUAACUCUGAUUGGAAAGUAAGUGGAUUCGGGCACCUUUGGAAUUUACCACAAUCAACGAAUAGUGCAGAAUAUUUUAUGCAACAAUUUGAUCCCCGAGUGCCACCAUUUAUGCAUUUAGCAUUGGACUAUACUGCACCAGAAAUCGUUCUUGAUAGCACAGUUUCAUUCAAGAGUGAUUAUUUUUCACUGGGAUCUCUGAUAUUAAAACUUUACACAGGUAAAAGUCUUCUUAAUUCAGAGAAUUCAUCAAGUCAGUACAGAGAUGAAUACGCUAAGUUUGAACGCAAACUAGUUAAUAGAUCUUGGGAGGGCGUCAUUUCAAAUAUACCACACAAUUUAAAAAUAUGCAUGCCUAAGCUGAUGAAUCGUGAUAUUUACGAACGUUAUGAGAACAUAUCAGAUUUCCUCAAAUGCGAUUUUUUCCAAGAUCCUCUAAUGAAAACGCUGAACUUUUUAGACGAUUUACCUACAAAGGAUAGGGACGACAGAUUAUUAUACUUAGAAGGUCUAGUCGAAUUACUACCAAAGUACCCAUCUUCACUUCUACAAAGAAAGUUCUUAACAGUUCUACUUCAUCUUUUAAGCCAAUUAUGUGGUGACGUGAAACUGGAUGCAGCUUCUCUAUCGAUGGACGUCCAUUUGAUCAUAAGAAUUGGUUCUACAUUAUCACAACUAACGUUUCAAGAGCGUGUUUUCCCUGUAUUGGCAGAUAAAUCUAAUUUCCCACAUAUUUUGAAGCAUGCCACUUUGCCGUUGGCGGAAAAUAUAUCAACAUUAAAGGAUAAAAUUCGUCAAGAUGAUUUUAUGCAAGUUAUUUUAAAACCGCUUAUAACCUAUGUUUUCCGUGAUAUGAAAGACGAAUUGGCAGUACCUACUCAGGAAAAACUUCUGGAAAAAAUGGCAGUACUCACUGAUAUUUUCGAUUUCCUUACCGUGAAGAGUUUUCUGUUACCGCUUUUAUCAGAAUUGUUUGGCAGGACAACUAGUCUUACGGUUAAAACCGCGUGUGUAUCAUGCUUCCAACUGCUCAUCGAACGUAAAAAUGUGGACACUGAUUUGACAUGCCAAGAAAUUUUGCCACUAUUUCAGUCGAUGAAGACAAGAGACCCACGUAUUUUGAUGCAGUCGCUCAAUUUAUUCGAAACUGUCCCCCAUGUCGUCAAGAGUGAAAACCUUUUGGUAGAACAAUUACUUCCUUUGUUGUGGAGAUACUCUUUGGCCCCAACAUUACAAACGUCCCAAUAUGCUCAAUACCUGCAAACUACUAAUAAAAUUACUAGUGAUAUUCAACAGAACCACAUGGAAUCGCUUUCCAAGACGAAUCGCUCCCAGGAUGCCAAUGGGACUCGGGACUUCAAUAGAUUGAUAGAACCUACUAAGAUCAACGACCCACCACGUGAAGAUACAGAUACAAAGAAUGCCAAUAGCAUUGCCACUCCUGCUAUUCAACCAGUGAGAAAGACGAGUGCAAACAAAGCAAGUACCCCACUGAAUCCACUCACUGCAAAGUUCACGGAAGAACUUCCAUCGAGAUCCAAAUUAACACGUCCACCAAGGCGGCCGGAGGUAAAAACAACAAAACUUGAUGAGGAUGAUUUCGAUGAAUUCGUAUCUGCAGCAUCACCAACUCUGUCCCAGAGAAACAUAAAUGUAUCACAACCAAACGGCACGGAUUCACCAAGUUAUAAUAGUCUACAGACGCCACAAACUUCUGGGGGCUCCAACACACAAACAGUAAACUCUAUAUCACUUCCUCCCGGAUUCUCAGUACCAUUACAGCCUAGUAAGAAAUAG
Zygosaccharomyces rouxii is the source of this 2343-nucleotide messenger RNA. RefSeq names its product Scy1p (gene SCY1). Bases 1 to 2343 code for a protein of 780 amino acids. The record is from RefSeq and is a predicted model, not a curated record. The transcript has a single exon. Lineage: Eukaryota; Fungi; Ascomycota; Saccharomycetes; Saccharomycetales; Saccharomycetaceae. Gene Ontology annotation, molecular function: ATP binding; protein kinase activity. Gene Ontology annotation, biological process: protein phosphorylation.